Messenger RNA from Danio aesculapii, 1362 nucleotides. RefSeq names its product fibroblast growth factor 10b (gene fgf10b). Gene Ontology annotation, biological process: wound healing; limb development; secretion by lung epithelial cell involved in lung growth. Gene Ontology annotation, molecular function: growth factor activity; chemoattractant activity; type 2 fibroblast growth factor receptor binding. Bases 264 to 839 code for a protein of 191 amino acids. NCBI's taxonomy places the organism in Eukaryota, Metazoa, Chordata, Actinopteri, Cypriniformes, Danionidae. Gene Ontology annotation, cellular component: cytoplasm. The record is from RefSeq and is a predicted model, not a curated record. The transcript has 3 exons.
AGGAGGAGGAGUAGACAGCAGCAUUUCUGUGAAGCAUUUCACCCAUGAUGCCACAAACAAACUCAUUCUGACACUUGGAAAAGACACUUGCUUGCCUGGACACUUGCUUGCUUUCAUGAUAAUGCUUCCUAAAUGGGAUUAUUAAAGCACUCACCAUCAGAAGACACUGCUUGACUCCACAGCUUCAUGGUUUCUUCAGCGGUUUUGUGUGGACUUCUGUGGAGCGAGAGGCUUCAGUGCACAUUGGUUGAGCAGCAUGUCCCAUGAGGAGUACCAUGAGGAGAUGGACAGUGAGUAAGAGUGUGUCUGCGUGUUGGUCGGUGUGUGUCGUUUAUUUUCUUGCGGUCUCCGUCACCUGCCGCGGCGCAUGCCUCCGGGUCUCCAGCUCCGCAUCCACCUCCACCUCCGGCCGGCAUGCGCGCAGCUACGUGCACCUCCAGGGCGACGUGCGCCAGAGGAGACUCUUCUCCUUUCAGAAGUUCUUCCUUAGGAUCGGGAAGGACGGGAAAGUCAACGGCACCAAGAGCGAAGACGACCCGUACAGUAUAUUGGAGAUCACAUCGGUGGAUGUUGGGGUUGUUGCUAUCAGAGGUCUUGGCAGUAAUCUUUACCUGGCUAUCAGUAAGAAAGGAGAACUGUUUGGAGUGAGAAACUACGGCAUGCAUUGCCGUCUGAAGGAGCGCAUCGAGGAGAACGGCUAUAACACAUACGCAUCCGCCAAGUGGAAGAACAAUAAACGUCAGAUAUUUGUAAGCCUGAGUGCUCACGGACGGCCUCUACGUGGCAGGAAAAACCGCAGGAAGAACACGGCUACUCACUUUUUGCCCAUGGUGGUGUGACGCAGACAAAGAUGGCGGAAAAUACUCUCUGUAGCAGCGUUUGGGAAGGGUUCUGUCUUUCCUUGAUCCUCCAUUGCUCCUUGCACUAUGCACUAUGAACCCUUCAUGCUCAUUCCAGUUGAUAUUACAUGGUAAACAAGCUCAAAAAAGAGGAAAGUUCAUCAAUUUAUUUGCUUUGGGCAUCAUUAAUCUGCAAUUAUGGAUUAUGUGUGCAAGAGUUUCCUUCAAGCUCUCUUUAAUCGAAUCAUAUUUCAGAAAAUGUCGGGUUAGAUUUAUUUUUUUUAAUGGACAUGAUGAACAUAAAGCUGAACGAGAGAGACAGGAAAAAGACAGAAAGAAAGAGAGAGGGAUGUAUAUGGGAAAUUUGUAUCUUUUAAGACCGUUUUGGACUGCUUUAAGAUAAAUAAAUUAUUUAUUUGUAUCGUAUUUAAAUAAAAAAUACUCUAAAAAUGUAUUAAAAAGCAUAUACCAUGGAUAACUUCUAAUUCCUGUGAAAUAAAAUCUAUUUUGUUAUCCUCCUGUA